GUAAGCUAAAGUAAUUUUUUUUCCGCUUAGAAGCUCCAAAACCAAAAACUCAAAGGACUUCAGCCACACCCACAAAGGUUUGAAAGGUAUAACUCUACUGUAUGCAAACUAGAUCAAAAGGCAAUCAGAAUCUUCUUUUCAACGACAACAUCAACCGUUUAACAAGAGAACUACGGGAAAGAAGAGACACUAUAGAUCUUGAACACAACCAUCCUCUCAGAAUGGCUGAUGAACAAGAUAACCACAAUCUACCUGCAAACAUUGGUGCUGGAGAUGCACCAAGGAAUCACCAUCAGAGGCAAGGGAUUGUUCCUUCUACUGUCCAAAACAACAACUUCGAGAUUAAAAGUGGUCUCAUCUCGAUGAUUCAGGGAAACAAGUUCCAUGGUCUGCCUAUGGAAGACCCACUCGACCACUUAGACGAAUUUGAUAGGCUCUGCAGUCUAACAAAAAUCAAUGGAGUCAGUGAAGAUGGAUUCAAGCUCCGGUUGUUCCCAUUCUCCUUAGGUGACAAAGCACAUAUCUGGGAAAAGAAUCUUCUACCUGGAUCCAUCACAUCCUGGGACGAUUGCAAGAAGGCUUUUCUUACAAAAUUCUUUUCAAAUGCAAGGACUGCUAGACUCCGCAAUGAGAUUUCCGGUUUUGCACAAAAGAAUGGAGAAAGCUUCUGUGAAGCCUGGGAGCGCUUCAAAAGCUAUACCAACCAAUGCCCUCAUCAUGGCUUCAGUAAAGCCUCUUUGCUCAGCACCCUUUAUAGAGGUGCUCUUCCACGGAUCAGAAUACUUCUAGAUACCGCGAGCAAUGGAAAUUUCCAAAACAAGGAUGUUGCUGAAGGCUGGGAAUUGGUUGAGAACUUAGCUCAGUCAGAUGGUAAUUACAACAAGGACAGCGACAAGACCAACAGAGGAACAAUUGACUUAGAUGAUAAGCACAAGAAAGAGAUGAAAGCUCUUAAUGAGAAAUUGGACAAGAUUCUCCUUGGCCAGCAGAAGCAUGUGCACUUUCUAGUUGAUGACGAGCAGUAUCAAGUCCAAGAUGGGGAGGGGAACCAGUUAGAAGAGGUCAGCUACAUCAACAAUCAAGGUGGCUACAAAGGGUACAACAACUUCAAGACUAACAACCCCAACCUUUCUUACCGCAGCACCAACGUUGCUAAUCCACAGGAUCAAGUGUAUCCUCCACUACAAAAGCAGAACCAGAACAAACCUUUUGUUCCUUACAACCAAGGUUUUGUUCCGAAGCAACAAUUUCAAGGGAAUUACCAAUGGCAACCACCACCUGGGUUUGCACCUCAACAACACCAAAGUCCUGCUGCUCCUAAUUCCGAUAUGAAGCAAAUGCUACAACAGCUUCUCCAAGGACAAGCAUCUGGCUCAAUGGAGAUCGCUAAGAAGAUGGCUGAAUUACACCAUAAGCUAGAUUGUAGCUACAAUGACCUGAAUGUAAAGGUGGAAGCAUUGAGCUCCAAGGUCCGAUACUUAGAGGGACAAUCUGCAUCUACUUCUGCUCCAAAACCUCCAGGACAACUCCCAGGGAAAGCAAUUCAGAAUCCAAAGGAGUAUGCUAAUGUUCAUGCUAUCACCCUAAGGAGUGGAGCCCAUACUCGACCCCAUACUCGAUGGUCAUACUCGACCAACAAUUCCAGUAACGCCAUCCACUACUCUGAAACCAAGUGCUGUUAAAAACAAGGAAAAGGUCUUUGUUC
Messenger RNA from Arabidopsis arenosa, 1705 nucleotides. The record is from the annotation of a GenBank genome assembly. NCBI's taxonomy places the organism in Eukaryota, Viridiplantae, Streptophyta, Magnoliopsida, Brassicales, Brassicaceae.